Messenger RNA from Sparassis crispa, 225 nucleotides. RefSeq lists its product as hypothetical. NCBI's taxonomy places the organism in Eukaryota, Fungi, Basidiomycota, Agaricomycetes, Polyporales, Sparassidaceae. The coding region runs from base 1 to 225 and encodes 74 amino acids. The record is from RefSeq and is a predicted model, not a curated record. The transcript has a single exon.
AUGACGGUGGAGCAGCUCGACGACAGCACGCGGAAGGGCGAAUAUAACUUGACCACCAUCGACAUCCGCAAAGCCCUGCUCAACCCCGUCGGAGGCCCGUACUCAGAUGUCCGUCAUGCAUGGUCACGCAUGAGUUCCUCCCGGGGAGCACUGACGAGCUCCCUAGGAAAACGAAUGCGUCUGCAGGUCUCCUUGGCUCUAUACUAUGGUGAAUGCCUCAUAUAA